This is a messenger RNA of Brachypodium distachyon (stiff brome), 3379 nucleotides long. RefSeq names its product putative pentatricopeptide repeat-containing protein At5g13230, mitochondrial. Gene Ontology annotation, biological process: RNA modification. The record is from RefSeq and is a predicted model, not a curated record. NCBI's taxonomy places the organism in Eukaryota, Viridiplantae, Streptophyta, Magnoliopsida, Poales, Poaceae. The transcript is spliced from 2 exons. Bases 86 to 2569 code for a protein of 827 amino acids. Gene Ontology annotation, molecular function: zinc ion binding; protein binding; RNA binding.
CCAUUUUACUGUCCCGCUUUGCCCAGAAAAAUCAGGUCCGUUCGUCGCUGGCCCGCUACUGCCGCCUGCCGCUGUCGUCGCCGGGAUGAUCCGACGACUGAGCCGCCGCCUCCACUCUGCCUUCUUCAACCAGGCCCCACCGCGCCGCCGCGACCUCGCGGCCAACGCGGCGCUGCAGUGGCUCGAGGACGAGCUCACCUCGCUCGCUUUCCCCUGGCCCGGGGUUGACUCGUACGCGUACGCCAGGCUUCUGCAGGGCUGCGUCGCACGAGGCGACGCCCGCGGCGGCCGUGCCGUGCACGGGCACGUCGUGAGGAGCGGUGGCCUGGCUCGUCUCGACCUGUUCUGCGCCAACGUCUUGCUCAAUAUGUACACAAAGGUCGGGCCCUUCGGCAGCGCGCACAGGGUGUUCGACGGAUUGCCGGAGCGGAACAUGGUGUCUUUCGUCACACUUGUCCAGGGCCACGCACUGCGCGGAGAGUUUGAGGAGGCGUCAGCUCUGUUUCAGAGAUUGCGGUGGGAGGGGCAUGAGGUGAACCAGUUUGUGCUUACCACGGUGCUGAAGCUGGUUGUUGCCAUGGACACCCUGGGGCUUGCCUGGGGCGUGCAUGCUUGUGCGUGCAAGCUGGGCCAUGACCGGAACGCCUUUGUUGGAUCCGCAUUGAUCGAUGCCUACUCUAUGUGCGGGGUGGUCAGUGAUGCAAGGCGCGUGUUUGAUGGGAUCGUCGGUAAGGAUGCUGUUGCUUGGACUGCGAUGGUUUCUUGCUAUUCUGAGAAUGACUGCCCAGAGAAUACGCUUCAGAUUUUCUCCAAGAUGCGGGUGGCGGUUUCUAAGCUGAACCCUUUUGCACUGACCAGUGUGCUCAGAGCUGCCGUUUGCUUGUCGUCAGUUGUCCUAGGCAAGGGCAUCCAUGCCUGUUCUGUAAAAACACUUUAUGACACUGAACGUCAUGUUUAUGGUGCUUUGCUUGAUAUGUAUGCCAAAUGUGGGAAUAUUGAGGACGCGCGAUUAGCUUUCGAGAUGGUUACCAAUGAUGAUGUGAUACUCUGGAGUUUAAUGAUAUCGCGGUAUGCGCAGUGCAAUCAGAACGAGCAGGCCUUUGAGCUGUUCAUCAGAAUGAUGCGGUCUUCUGUGUCGCCUAAUGAAUUUAGUCUAUCUAGUGUUCUGCAAGCUUGUGCUAAUAUGCCCCUCUUGGAUCUAGGCAAGCAAAUUCAUAACCAUGCUAUAAAGAUAGGUCAUGAGUCUGAGCUAUUUGUUGGAAAUGCACUGAUAGAUCUUUAUGCCAAGUGCAGCGACAUGGAAAGCUCACUCGAGAUCUUCUCAUCAUUGAGGGAUGUCAAUGAGGUGAGCUGGAACACAAUCAUUGUUGGUUACAGCAAGUCUGGUUUUGGAGAAGCUGCUUUGAGUGUAUUCCGUGAGAUGCGUGCUGCUUCCGUACCUUCGACUCAAGUUACAUACUCAAGUGUGCUCCGGGCUUGUGCGAGCACAGCAUCCAUCAACCAUGUUGGUCAGGUUCACUGUUUGAUUGAGAAAUCAACAUUCAACAGUGACACCAUCGUAAGCAAUUCACUGAUUGACUCAUAUGCUAAGUGUGGAUGCAUCAGGGAUGCUCGCGAGAUAUUUGAAACUCUGAAAGAAUGUGAUUUAGUUUCAUGGAAUGCCAUAAUAUCAGGAUAUGCUGUUCAUGGACAAGCUGCAAUGGCCCAAGAACUUUUUGACAUGAUGAGUAAGAACAGUAUUAAAGCUAAUGAUAUCACCUUUGUCGCUCUUCUGUCUGUCUGCGGUAGCACGGGUUUAGUGAGUCAAGGACUCUCUCUUUUUGAUUCUAUGAGGCUUGAUCAUGGCAUCGAACCAUCUAUGGAGCACUACACUUGCAUUGUUAGGCUUCUAGGACGUGCUGGCCGUCUAAAUGAUGCUUUAAACUUUAUUGGAGAUAUCCCUUCAGCACCAUCUGCUAUGGUUUGGCGUGCAUUGCUCAGCUCCUGUAUAGUGCAUAAAAAUGUGGAACUGGGGAGAUUUUCUGCAGAGAAGGUUCUUGAGAUUGAACCACAAGAUGAGACGACCUAUGUCUUGCUAUCAAAUAUGUAUUCUGCAGCUGGAAGUUUGGAUCAAGUUGCUUUUUUCAGGAAAUCAAUGAGGAAUAUAGGUGUAAGGAAGGAACCUGGUCUUAGUUGGGUUGAGAUCAAGGGUGAAGUUCAUGCCUUUUCAGUAGGGUCAGAAGACCAUCCAUGUAUGCGAGUGAUCAAUGCUAUGCUAGAAUGGCUAAACCUGAAAGCAAUAAGGGAAGGUUAUGUACCUGAUACUGAUGAGGUGUUGCAUGAUCUAGAGGAGGAACAAAAAGUUCGCAUGCUGUGGGUGCACAGCGAGAGAUUAGCUUUAGCAUAUGGGCUUGUGAUGACACCUCCUGGACAUCCAAUACGGAUAAUGAAGAAUUUACGUUCUUGCUUGGAUUGUCAUGCUAUAUUUAAGGUGAUAUCCAAAAUAGUCAAACAAGAAAUCAUCGUGAGGGACAUCAAUCGAUUUCAUCAUUUUGAGGAGGGAACAUGCUCGUGUGGUGACUAUUGGUGAUGUUCUGUUGUUCAUUCAUUUGUUGGGGCUGCUCAUUGCUUCAAUCUUCUUUAUAUUGGACAGCUGGAUGAAAUUAGGCCCCUGGUAUCCACCAUCACCUCAGAAUGAAAUGGAGGACACCCUGAAAACCUAAGCUACUGUUCAGAUCUGCCCGACCAGACCGUCGCCCCCUCCCCUCCUGACAGCGACAAGGCCGUCCAAAGGGGAGAGAGCGAAGUGUAGCCAGCGGAGGACGGGGCGGGGCGGCCGCUUGGUUUUCGCAUACGCGGAGACAACUGAGCCGUGAGUCCUUGGUGGAGGCCCUGUUGUUUCACAAGAACUAUUGGUAAAUGUAUCAGCUGGGCUCUCCUCGCUGUUUCAGCAGAUUUUUCAUAAUCAGGCUAGCGUUGUCAAAGCUUCUGGCCUUCUGCCCAUCAAGUUAAAAGUUUCAUAGGUGAUGCCAACAUGACAUUCUGCCGCAUAAAUCCAAGAGAAAGCUCAACUGACGCGCACAAACAGUGGUGCUAACGAGCCCCAGGUUGAGAUGGCAGUUAUCAAGCUGAGGAAUAAUUGUAGGAUCUUUGACACGAUGCUCACAUCAUUUAGUGCGGUAUUUAUUUUUGUAAACUGAAAGUUGUGAGCUCCAUAUAUAUACUCUGCAAAUUCUGCUCAAUGAGAUCGAAGUAUGUAAUAUGUUCUUGAAUGGUACACGUCUACCACAUGGAAUGACAAUAGAGAACUUCAACUAUGGAUCAAGGCUCCAAAGGUUACAGACAUGUAGAUGGAUUUUUGUAUCUAUAACCAUCUUAUAAAGAAUAGAGAUUUACAUGA